UCUAAACGGCCAUUUCAGAGAUUCCCUACCGCAACGUUCUCAAGAAACACUGACCGCUCUGCGUUGUGCAUUCGUCUGAAACAACUGACACUCAGUGUUUGAGUCAAACGUUUUUUUCUUCUUUUCUGUUGCAUUCUGUGGUGACUUGCUAAAAUUAUGGCUGAUGGAGCACAGACAACCACUAAGAAGCACAAGCAGUUUGUGAGUGAGCCAAUGGGAGACAAGUUAGUGACAGAACUUGGAGGUAUUGGACCCAAAUAUGGAGAAAGGUUACGAGCAGAAGGCUUUGAAAAGGCGUACAAUGUCCUGGGGCAGUUUCUUGUGUUGAAUAAAGACAAAGAUCUCUUCAUCGAUUGGUUAAUGGAAACAGCUUGUACAAACACCAAGUGUGCAACAGAUUGUUACAACUGCUUGAGAGACUGGAGCGAUUCCUUCAUAUAACUGCAUAAUAAUGUCAUUGACACCAUUGUGUCUGGAUUGGUUCAAUACCAGAACAGGUUGUUGCUGCUUUCUCAGCAAGUAGGCACUGUACUUUGAUGAAACUUUUAUAUGUGACUUUUAUUGUAUCUUGCUUUGCAGUUUUGCCUACUAUGUAUAAAAAGUAUUACGUUGACAAAAAACAAAUUAUGUUUUUUAAAAUUGUAAUGAACCAUUAUAAGGAACUGUUAGUGCAAACUCCAAAAGGUUUCCUUAAAAUUUCCUACCACUAAACUUGUGGAGCCAGACAAGUUGCAUUUUCACAAGUCUGGCUCUACGUUUAGCAAAGUAAGCAAAACAAGUGCGCUAAGAAUCAAGCCUCGGUGCUUGUUCCAUUGAUUAAAAUAAGUGCUAUCUAAUAAGUGUAUCUCGUUGGGCCCCCGCACCACGGCCCCCCCUUUCAAUGUUGGCUCUCAUUGCGCAAUCUGCAUUGCCAUCAACAUUGAGCGUGGGAAGAAGAUUGUUUAUAGUCCUGUUGCGAAUGAGUGGCUCAAGCAUUUGAGACAGGAUGAGUUUUAAAUAUAAGAAAUUUGAAUAGUUAAGUAAUUUUUUUACUAUAAAUGUUUGCGGUUUGGUGGCUAGCCAUUGUCAAUGGACCCAGCCAAAGGAGAGUCUAUCAAAGGGGUCUAUCAACAGCAACCAGCCACCAACCAAGGUCAUUACCAUGCAGUUAUUGCCAUUAAUAAAUGACUUCAACAAUAAAAUACUGUUUAAAAUCA
This is a messenger RNA of Asterias rubens (European starfish), 1196 nucleotides long. Its product is annotated as barrier-to-autointegration factor-like. The transcript has 3 exons. NCBI's taxonomy places the organism in Eukaryota, Metazoa, Echinodermata, Asteroidea, Forcipulatida, Asteriidae. Gene Ontology annotation, molecular function: DNA binding. Bases 157 to 441 code for a protein of 94 amino acids. The record is from RefSeq and is a predicted model, not a curated record.